Messenger RNA from Eurytemora carolleeae, 1819 nucleotides. Its product is annotated as titin homolog. NCBI's taxonomy places the organism in Eukaryota, Metazoa, Arthropoda, Copepoda, Calanoida, Temoridae. Bases 422 to 1042 code for a protein of 206 amino acids. The transcript is spliced from 5 exons. The record is from RefSeq and is a predicted model, not a curated record.
GGAGCCCGUUGAAGAUGAGCCCCUGAAGUCCGAGGAUGUUGAGGUUGGUGAGGAGGAUGAUCAUGUUGAUGAGGGGGAGGUCCGGCCAAGAGAGAGGGCUCUUCCAUCCUAUAUCAAGAAGGAGAAACCUAUUAUCAGUUCUGAAAGUGAUGAGGAUGAAGAGGAUGGUGGUGAGGGACGGAAUGAUCACGAUGGAGGAGGAGGUGGUGGAGGUGGAGGAGGAGUUAUUGGUCCAGAGGACUAUACGGACUUCCAGGAUGAGGAGGAUAUACCUGUGAUUGAAGCACUGUUCCAAGAUGAUGAUGAAGUUAUUAGACCUUCCCUGAAGCGGACCCAGCCAAAGGUUCGUAAACCACUGACCGAAAGUGAAUCGGACUCUGAACCUGAGAUAGAAUCUAAACCGGAGGAGAAAGCGCCCAAGAUGAAGAAACCAACUCCUAAACCAAAGAAGAUGGAGAAAGCAAAGACUGCGGAUGAAGGAAGGAAGAAGAAGGAGAUGAAAGCUGUCAAGAAUGAGAAAGCAACGAAGAGAAAGAAGGAUGAAUCAGAAUCUGAAGAGGAACCCAAAAAGAAAAUACUCAAAAAGAAAGUGGAAAGUAAGGACGAACAGCGCAAGGGAAAGGGAAAACAGUCAAAAGAAAGCAAAGACAAGGUGGAAAAAGGCGGAAAGGUUAUGAAAGGAAAAACAAGCCGAAAGGAAACUAAAGAAGAAUCUAGCGAAGAGGAAUCUCUGAAAAAGACAAAUGUUUCGAAAUCUGAAACUAAGUCAAAAGCAAAAUCAAAGCAAGAAGAAUCCAAUAAAUCCACGAAAGCUGUUAAAAAACCGGCAACAAAAUCCGCCAAAGAAACGAAAAAACGUCCAGCAGCAAAGGAAGAAGUAACGAGGAAACGUAAAACGAAGAAGCGGAAAGCCAAAACAAUAGAUGCCGCGGACAAAUUCAACCUUUUAGAUAUUAUUCUUACGGAAACAGAUGAUGAGAUGCCGGUAAGUGCAAGUGAAGAAGGAAGUGAAAGUAGCAGUAGCGAUGACGAGUGGAAGUAAAUUCUUCAGCUAUGUAGCGUUUAUCAAAGUAGCAAAGCAUAAAAGUAGCAUCACUCACACCAUCAGUAUAAAAAAAGCAGCAUCAAUGAACCACGAAGCAGUUUUCAAGAUAAAAUGAGCUUCCGAAAAUCACAAACUUCAGUUACCUUAUAAAAUUUACAUCACUUAUUAAAUUAAGCUGCUCUUUAUUCCGCCAAAGUUAAUGAUCUAUGAAAGUAUCCAGUAACCUAGGUAUUCCAAAACAUGGUAUUUUCUGUAAAAAUAAUUCCUAAAAAUCAGAAUUCCUGAUUAGUAAGAGCUUGAGAACUUACUUUUAUAUCGUCAAAACUUACUCGCAUAUCGAGACUUAUGAUAAGUUAUCAAUCCAAUGAAAGUAAAACAUUAUAAAAUCAGUAUUUUUGUAACCUUAUGAAAUUGAUAUGAGAAAACACCACUCUACAUCAGACUGGUGUGUACUGUGCCAAAAUGUACUUAUGCAACACAAGAAAUUUGAGAUUAGUUUACCGUGUGUUGACCGGUCUAGAACCUACUGACCGUGUUCCGACCGGCCAUGAACUUACCGACCGUGUGCCGACCGGAAAUGAACAUAUCGAUCGGCUUUAAACUGAUAUAUGACCAGCCAGACAUGUGUGAGUGUCGGAUACAAAAGUUGGCGUUUAACACGUCUAGAAUAUGUGACUUGGGAAACAUAGAUUUAAUAUCUUGGUUGUUAAUUUAUUUUUAAUUUAUUGAUUUAUGUAAUUGUUAAAUGAAAUGAUUAAACCAUAUAUAAUAGUA